GUCCUGGGGUGCUUCUUGAAUGCCUGGGAAGGAUUGGGUGAGCUCAGAGGGGUUAUUAUUUGGGGAGGGGGGGAUAUGGAGAAAUGGGGAUAGAGUUUGCAAUGCAAGACCCCAAGUGGGUAAAAAGGAUGAGGGGGGGGGCAUUUAAAUGGGAAAAUGGACCCUUCCCCUCCAGUUCAGCCCCUCCUUGCAUCAGUAAAAGCCGCUUUCAGCAAAGCUUCUCAGGCAGCAACGGAAAGAAAUCCUUGAUGCCUUCUUCGCUAUCACCGUGUGGUGGAGAGAAAGGAACCAUCAUGAGGCCCGCUCAAGAUCCUCCAGUGUCCUUUGAAGAGGUGGCUGUGUAUUUUACCCCAGAGGAGUGGGCCCUGCUGAACCCAGCCCAAAGAGCUCUGUACACGGAAGUCAUGCUGGAGAAUUUUGGGAAUGUGGCCUCUCUGGGACCAGUGAUGGCCAAACCUGACCUAAUCUCCUGGCUGGAAGAAGAAGCAGUGCAUUUCUUGCUAUUCCUGGCUGAAGAGGAGGCACUGGCAGCCAGGGGUAUGCAGAGAAUUCAGGGAGAGGUGGAAAAAUAUAAAUGCCUGGAGUGCGGGAAAAGCUUUCAUAAAAAGAAUAAGUUAACUUUGCAUCAAAGAAUCCACAAAGGAGAGUACCCAUAUAAAUGCCUGCAGUGUGGAAAGUGUUUUAGUAGCAAAGGAGGUCUUUCUUACCAUGACAGAAUUCAUACAGGGGAGAAACCAUAUAACUGUUUGGAGUGUGGAAGAAGCUUUUUGUGGAAGGGUACUUUAACAUUCCAUCAAAGAAUUCACACAGGAGAAAAGCCAUACAAAUGUCUAGUGUGUGGGAAAGCAUUUAGUCGCAGGCUGAACCUCACUGACCAUGACAGAAUUCACACAGGAGAGAAACCAUACAAAUGCUUGGAGUGUGGAAAAAGCUUUCGACGGAAGAAUGAUCUAAGUACACAUCAAAUAAUUCACACAGAGCAGAAGCCAUAUAAAUGCCUGGAGUGUGGAAAGGGAUUUUGUCGUAAGAUAAGCCUUACUUACCAUGACAGAAUUCACACAGGGGAGAAAAUGUAUAAGUGUCUGGAGUGUGGAAAAAGCUUUCGACGGAAUGACACAUUAACUUUCCAUCAAAGAAUUCAUGCAGAAGAGAACCCAUAUAAAUGUCUCCAGUGUGGAAAGUGUUUUAGUAGCAAAAGAGGCCUUACUGACCAUGAAAGAAUUCAUACAGGGGAGAAACCAUAUAACUGUUUGGAGUGCGGGAAAAGCUUUCCACGGAAGAGUACUUUGAUUUACCAUCAACGAAUCCAUGCAGCAGAAAAGCCAUAUAAAUGCCAAGAGUGUGGAAAGGGAUUUUGUCGCAAGAUAAGCCUCAUUUACCAUGAACGAAUUCACACAGGGGAGAAACCAUAUAAAUGUCUGGAGUGCGGGAAAAGCUUUCGAAAAAAUGAUUCGUUAACUUUCCAUCAAAGAAUUCACACAGGAGAGAAACCAUAUAAAUGUCUGGAGUGUGGAAAGUGUUUUAGUAGCAGAGGAGGCCUUACUUACCACAACAGAAUUCAUACAAGGGAGAAACCAUACAAAUGUCUCGAGUGUGGAGAAAGCUUUCGAUGGAAGAAUGAUCUAACUUUCCAUGAAAGAAUUCACAAUGGAGAAAACAUAUAAAUGCAUGGAGUGUGGGAAGGGCUUUGGACAGAAGAUUAAACUAAAUCCACAUCAAAGAGUUCACACUAGGGAGAAAGCGUAGGAAAGUCUGUAGUGUGGGCAGACAUUCCAUCAAAGCAAAAUAGAUUAGGCAAUUAGAAAAGAAUGUGAUUUGUGUUAUAAGAAUGUCAUCUUAAACUGUUCUGUUUCAGUAGAAAAGAAAAAGGUAACUGUCUAGGUAUCUGACGAAGUGAACUGUGACUCAUGAAUGCUGUUUUUCACUGCUCUAGACAGACUUAACACGGUUACCCAUUGCAUUCUCUUUCACACCUGUGGAAUGCUAGAAUUGUGAGAGUCUUUCUGCCGCAUGAGCACCCAUUCUCACCCGUUAUCUUUCUACAGAUGAGCAAAGCAGUUUUGUAGAUCGUAUUCAGAGAAGGAGUGUUGUAGCUUCGUAGACUUUAAGCCUUUGUCAGUAAUAGUAAUAGCCAGCACCUUGGCAUAAACUGAAAAAAUUGAAGAAUCUCCAAAGGAACGACUCAGAUAUGUGUCAGAUACAUUUUGUGCCUCACCCCAAAUAGUAAUCAAGGUGUGACGUUCUGUACCAGACAGAGAUUCUGACUUCAAGGGUGGACCCAUGUAGAGUAUAUCACGGUAGACUGGCUGCCUGGUUACUGUGGUUUUGAUUUUCAUUGUGUUUAUCGAUUCUAUUCUGAGUGUUCAUGCCUUUAAUAUUCCCUGUGUUCUGAGGAGGAUCAAGUAUUGUGCUUCAACAGACUGUAUACUUUGUUAAA
This is a messenger RNA of Heteronotia binoei (common prickly gecko), 2437 nucleotides long. RefSeq names its product zinc finger protein 501-like. The transcript is spliced from 5 exons. The record is from RefSeq and is a predicted model, not a curated record. The coding region runs from base 84 to 1664 and encodes 526 amino acids. NCBI's taxonomy places the organism in Eukaryota, Metazoa, Chordata, Lepidosauria, Squamata, Gekkonidae. Gene Ontology annotation, biological process: regulation of DNA-templated transcription.